UUGUUUGGUGUCGCGACCGAAGCCAAUGCACUUCCAACAAACGACUUCUCGAACCCUGACGCGCCGCCAACCUCAAAAAGCGAAAUACCAUUCUUGCAUGGUAGCGACUUUUUACAAGGACGGAGUCUCAAUGAACAGAGUAUUCCUGCCCGACCUCAACUUAACUACGAUGUCUUAAAGAACUCCCUCGAUACCUCUGGUCUCUUCGCACCCGACCUCGACCCCCCUCCAUCAGCGAAACAAGACGCCGUCGUCGAACCGCAAGCGAGAUCUCCACCUGUUCCGUUGCAACAGCAGAGCUUAGGUGCAUCUCACGAUGCGAAUGGCGUCGCACCGCCUCCCCAGACACCUGCGGGCCUGGUAGUCCCGCCCACACUUCCUGCGAAGCCUCCGACGCCCUCGACGCCUCCGAUUGUUGCCCCGACGCCGACUCGAUCCGAUGUUGCGAAGCCGCCCGCCGCUUCUGUUCCAGCUCCUCCAACAAUCCCAUCAACUGUCCCGAUAAAAGACCCUUCGCAUGCGUCGCGACAAGAUGCUAGCGACCCGGUCGAUGGCGACAGCCUCGAGAAGAACGCCCCGUCACCUUCACGUCCUGAGCCGAGCGCUAUCUCAAAGCAGGCCGAAUCGAAGCCCGUCGACGAGCCUCGGGUAACUACUAUCCCAACAGCUCAUCAGCCUCCGGCAGCACCUCCUACGGAGACCAAGAAAGCUGAAGAUGCUAUCACCUUACCCGCCAAGCUACCGCCAGAGACUGCACGUGCCGUGGAUGCCCUUUCAUCCCCAGGCUCGACAACGCAGACCGCCGCUACCCCCGCUGUUCACGACGUCUCUACAGACACCAGCCCUGACAAUGAGGGACCCCAUUAUGUUGAGCGUACAGAGGCGAUGGAUGAGGUGGAAACUGCAGAAAAGGCGGAUGAGGAGUCCUCAGGAGCUGAGCCGGCAGCUUCAUCGGACGCCGAUAGAGUUCCUGAUGGGCCGGAAGCGCAGCUCCUCCAGGAAUCCAUGGCGAUGGAUUCUACACCUUCCGCACCAGUAUUUGAACCCCCUACCAAGGUGCCGUCACCACCGUCUACAUCCAAAGUCAAUGAUGCCCCUGAUCACCCUGUUGUGCAAGAGUCGGAGGUAAAGGAAGCUGAACCUGUGGAGCCCAAGUCCCUGACUCCCAGCGUGGCCCCAGAAACACCCGUUCCAGCAGUGGUCGAACCAAGUUCAGCGCCUGGGGUCAAGGAGAUUCCGGAUAGUCAAGAAGAGACUUCGAGUAUGGACCGGAUGGAUGUGGACCAGCCAAACUCUAGCCAAGCAGAGGAUAAGGUUUCCUCGCCACAAGCACAAGAGGUCCCUGAAUCCACCUUGGUAGAACCGAAAACUCUUCAGCCCCAACCGCAGGCGCCGUCAGAGACUCCGAAAGAUCCUGAAAGAGCUGUCACUCGAACGUCCUCAGGCGCAAUGAGACAGAAGUCGGUAUCUGAGAUUCUAGGAGAGUCACAGCCGGAUGCCGUUGAGACUGAGAGUGUCAGGAUGACUUCGAACCAGCUCACACCAGUAACAUCAACUCCCCAGUCUCCGGCUGCAAGGUCCAGGACGCUCACCAACAAGAAGAAGGACAAGGCGAAGAAAAUUCCAUCGGCGGUGGUUUUUGGCAAAACAACCAAGCGGUCAGCUGAAAAGUCCGUCGUGCCCACUCAGCAGAAGCAGAGUUUCCUGCCCACCGACGACUACUUCACGCCACUCUUCGUACAGGGCUUUACGCAAACAUCGAAGUGGAUGAAGCCAAUCGAGGUCGUACUCAACCAGUCUCACAAGACGGUUUCAACUCCGGAUGCUUAUGUGGCCAUUCAAGACAACCAGGCAUGUAAGGUUUUGCGGCGUGUCUACCACCUUCAACAGGCCGACAAGUGGUCAUUGCGACAACCCAAGAGAUGCCCGGAGCCAGUACGACCCGAGUCCCACUGGGAUGUCCUGCUCAAGGAGAUGAAAUGGAUGAGGACCGAUUUCCGCGAGGAGAGGAAGUGGAAGAUGGCGGUUGCACGCAAUCUCGCCCAAGACUGCGCUGAAUGGGUUGCGGCUAGCCCGGAAGAACGCAAAGAGCUCCAGGUCCCUGCUUACAUACCUCCGAAGCCGCAGGUGGUUGAGGCGGAGGUCGAUACGUCCAUGGCUGACGACUCGAUGAACGCUUUCGACAAUCAGACGCCUGAGCUGAUUCCAUCAGGCGAAAUGGACUCUCCCGAGCAUGUUGAUGAGCUUCGCGAGGAGGUUCUUGAGACGGUUGCGCCGUCGGCAAUCUUCGCUCUUGAGGACGACGAUGUCGUUUUCGCGUUGCGUAGUUCGCCCACCGCAGACCAGCUACUCCAGGAGCUGCCGAUGUAUGGCAUGCCACUGAAAGUUCCCUCUUCGGACUUUUCCGGUCCGGAGGUCGACCCUGAUGCGCACUGGAGAAGGCCAGCUCUUCCUCUCAGUAAGUAUGUUGAAGGCGAGAUGAGACUAUCAACAGAUGGUCCUCCCCGGAAGAGAAGUCGAUUCCAGUACGAAGAGGAAGAGGAUGACGACGAUGAGAAGGUUGUGUAUGGUGGAUUCCAGCCUGCGAAGAGAAUGAAGAUACCGCCCCAGAACACCGAUGUGGCUCUCUUCAAUCCUGAGAUGAAGCCGAUUAGGGAUCGUCUUCAUGCUGGCCAUCAGUUCCGCCCUCCCGCUGAGCAUCAAAUGCCUAUGCAGAGCUUUUACGAAUGCCGCAGUCCGUCGCAAUGGACCUUGGCCGAAGACGAUGAGCUGCGCAGUCUCGUCCGCGAAUAUUCUUAUAAUUGGUCGCUCAUCUCCAGCUUACUCACCACGCGGUCUGUGUUUGCUUCAGGGGCGGAGAGGAGGACGCCGUGGGAAUGCUUUGAGCGAUGGAUCGGUCUUGAGGGUCUGCCAACGGACAUGCAGAAGACGCAGUACUUCAGGGCGUACCAGAAUAGGAUCGAAGCUGCGAAUCGUGUCAUUGCGCAACAGAACCAGCUUGCUCAACAGCAACAAGCUCAGCAGCAGCAGCAGCAGCAACAACAGCAACAACAAGCUGCUGGCGCAACAACACCCGCGACACCGGUUGCUAGGCGCAGACCAUCGACACCGCUCCGGGUUGAACGACGACGCAACCAGAAGCACCUGACGUUGAUUGAUGCGAUGAGGAAGCUUGCCAAGAAACGGGAGACUGCCGCCCAGAAGCAGCAACAUGCUUCUCAGAUGGCAGCAAUGCGCAAGGCCAACGAGUCAGCUCAACCCAGAGGACCGACCAAGACGCCGAGGGAUUACAGCUUGAUGAGGUGGGAGCGUGACCAGCAACUCGCUGAGAAGGUGGCUCAGUUCCACCAGCGGCAAGAAACUCAGCGAAGGAUGGCUAUGCAACAAGCACGUGUCCAAGGUCAAGCUGCACAAAUGGCGUCAACUCCUGGUGCUGGGCAGAUGCAACCGAACGGAGCUGCUGCAGCAGCGGCGGUCGCGGCGGCGGCCCAGGUCCAGGCCCAGGCCCAGGCCCAGGCGAACGGUAACAUGGCUCGUCCUAACAUGCCGAACCAACUUGCUGUUCCAGGCCAAGGCCGUGGCCGCAUGCCGAUGCAAGCUCCAACAGCCAACAUGGGAGGUGUUUCCGCCCAUUUAAACAGUCUUGUGCCCCCGAUGCCAAUAAAUGGUGUAUCGCAGGCGCAAUUGCAGGCUGCGAUGGCUCAGCAGCAUAGGAUGCCCAUGCCGACCGGUCAACCGGACCGCAAUCUUCUGGCAGAAGCGCGUCGAAUUUCAGACCAACAGCGCCAAGCAGUUGCGCACAUGCAGCAAGCUCAACAGGUCCACCAGCAACCUCAUCAACAGCAGCAACAACAACAAGGUCAGCAACAGCCUCAACAGGGCCAGCAAAGCCAGCAACAGAUGCAUCAAGGCACACCAGCCUCGCAAUCCCACUCGCCGCCUAAUAUGCGUCCUGCGGUCGCUGUGAACGGUGCAAACGGCGUUAACGGCGUCAACCAGCAGAAUUUCUUAGCCAACGCACAGGCUAUGAUGGCUCAGUACAAUGCUGCUAAUGGCGGCGGAAUGUCAACACCGCCUGCUGGUGGUCUACAUAUGCCGAACGGUACAUCGGGCUCUCCACGUCCACAGGUCCCACCCGGCAUCCAGGCGCAGCUCAAUGCCCUUCAAGCACAGUUCCAGGCUAAGAACCCGAACAUGUCGGCGAACGAGGCUCGUCAAGCUGCCACUGAUCAUCUGACCAGGCUCAUGAUAGAUCAGCGUCAAAGGAUGUCGCAGAAUGCCAUGAACGCGGCGGCUGGUGGCGGUGGUGCGUCGUCUCCAGGCAUGCCUAAUGGCAGCAGCAGCAGCAACAGCAAGCUGCUCAGGCUGCUGCGCAAGGGGGUCAACCGAAUGGACAGCAUCAACAGCAACACCAUGGGCAACAACAGCAAGCGCAGCAUCACCCUCAACAACAGCAACAGCACGCCCAGCAUCACCAGCAGCACGGCCAACAGCAACAUUCUCAGCAACAUCACGUUCAGCAGCAACAUCAGGCGCACUCACGGGCUGCAUCCCAGUCGCACUCUACUCCGCAACCUCAGCAUACUCCACGACCUCAGUCUACUCCUCAAUCUCAACCUACGCCAACACCACGACCUCAAUCUACCCCACGACCUCAGUCAGCACAGCCUCAGCACCAAUCUCAGCCCCAGCCACAACAACAGCAGCCGCAGCAGCAAACGCCACAGCAACAACAGGCGCAUGCACUACGUCAACAACAAGCCCAGCAACUGCAACAGGCUCAGCAAGCUCAGCGAGCCCAACAGGCUCAGCAGGCUCAACAGGCUCAACAGGCUCAGCAGGCUCAGCAAAACCAACAGGCGACUCAGCAUAACCAGCAGGCCCAGCAAAAUCAGCAGCCCCCGCAAGGCCAGCAUACCCCGGCCCAGCAAACGCAGACGCCACAGCCUCCUCAGACGCCGCAAGCCCAGCAAGCCCAGCAAACAAAGCAGGUACCGCAGCCUCAGCAAGCUCCGCCAGCUCCGCCAGCUCAACCAGCUCAACCAGCCCAGCCAGCCCAGCCAGCCCAGCCAGCCCAGCAGCCCACUCCACAGCCUGCAGAACAACAAGCGCAGCAGCAGCAGCAGCAGCAGCGUCAGGCCAGCGGAAGCGCCACACCAUCUGCUACACCGGCAGCCUAAGCAAUAUUGGUGGAGAUAA
Molecule: messenger RNA, 5199 nt
Organism: Colletotrichum karsti
Lineage: Eukaryota; Fungi; Ascomycota; Sordariomycetes; Glomerellales; Glomerellaceae
Exons: 4
Source: RefSeq, a predicted model, not a curated record